Messenger RNA from Zootoca vivipara (common lizard), 1204 nucleotides. RefSeq names its product canopy FGF signaling regulator 1 (gene CNPY1). Gene Ontology annotation, cellular component: endoplasmic reticulum. The record is from RefSeq and is a predicted model, not a curated record. Lineage: Eukaryota; Metazoa; Chordata; Lepidosauria; Squamata; Lacertidae.
UUGGAGAACUGCUUCGCAAAAUUCAGAAGGUUGCGGAUUUUGAACUCUAGUCUGCAUGUGGUUUUGCAAAGUGCAAAUCAGAUCGGCUGGCAUUGAAAUUUCUCCCCAUCCCUAAUACCCACGGUUGUUAUUUAACCCUAUCUGAGUGUGCCAGGCUAUAAAUGGCCACCUACAAAAAGCACUUUUGUGUUUUGCUAAUGCCCUGUCUAUCCCCUCAGAUUGGGUGCGUGGGGAAUGGCUGUGUCUCCCGUGACGCUGUUGCUGCCACUGCCGCUGCUGCUGCUUGUUCUGUUCAGCGAUACCACCAAAGGACAGCGAGACCCAGAGCUGUUCUGUGGAGCUUGCAAGGCCCUUGCUGACGAGCUGGCCUACGACAUCAAGAAAAUAGGUCCAAAGAGGACUGUGAAUUCGGGGACAUUUCGGCUCAACCCUGAUGGCACGAGAGGGAAGAAAAAGGUUGCUUUUACAAAGUCAGAGACCUUCUUAACAGACGUUUUGGAAAAGAUAUGUGAUCGGAUGAACGACUAUCAACUUCAAGACGACCCAGUCACUAACAAAAAGAUAUUCAAGAGAUAUGCUCCUAGGAAGGAUGAGCCAAUCUACGCAGAAUAUAAAAAAUACUUUUUUUAUUCUGAUGCUUAUAAGCCCUUGAAAUAUGCGUGCGAAACUAUCAUAGAACAGUAUGAAGAUGAAAUAUACUCACUUAUCGCCCAGGAGGCAGACUUUCUGGCUGACAAGCUGUGCAUUGAAAAAUCAGGUCUUUGUCCCAACCCCGAGAUGCACAGUGAACUCUAGAACUGCAGUUCUGCUGCUAUUACAGAUGAAGAACGUCAAGUGAAAUAUCCCUACAAUUUCUGCCUUCCAUUAACCCUUAUCUUUGUUUAUGGUGGGUGUUUUUUUUAAAGGACAUCCACCUUGAUACUGAUAAUUUAAAGUUGCCAUAUGCACCAUUUAUUGAAGACACUGGACUGGGACCUCCUUAACUAGAAUGGUCAGUGGUGAAAAUUAUUCCCAAGACUGUUGUGUCAUUCAUGCUCUUUUUCAAGAACCCCAAUGCCUCGUAGUAAGAGAAUUUGUUAGCUCAUUGGUAGAAUGGUAAUUCUUGAUUAACAGAAGAUGGCCACAUGGAUUGAAGCAAAAUUAUGGUGGUGUGUGUUGUUAAUAUCUUGUUUUAGCCGGUGUGGUUUUUCCAAGUCAUUGUGAA